AUGUCGGAACAGACCGAGAGAGCGUUUUUAAAACAGCCGACCGUCAACCUUAACAAUAAGGGACGCAUCCUCAGCGGAAUCAAGAAGGCUCCACGAUACAUCCGUGAGGUCGGACUUGGAUUCAAAACCCCGCGAGAGGUAAUUUUUUUUUAAAUAAAUUUUUCCGUUUACAAAAGGAUAAAAUUGAAGAGUAAUCAAUAAUAAUAUUUUUUAAAAGGCUUCGAUUCAAAUUUAUGGUUCGUAAAGUUUUCUUCAAGUUUUGAUUUAAAAGUUUGUCAAUAUACUACUGAGCUUCAUCGAGCAUCUGAGCAACCUUUGUUAAUUAAUAUUUUUUUCAACAUCUAAACAUCCAUUAAAAAAACCUACCGAAAUUUAAAAAUAAAAAUAAUCCUUGUUUUUUUUUUCAAGUUUCUUACUUCAAAAAAAUGUUAGUAUCGUCUUUCAAGAUGGCUUUAUAAUAUUAUGUAAUUCAGUAAAAUGUUGAUUCUCACUUUUUUAAUGAACUGAGCUGCUUUUUUUAACCAGUUAAUAUCGACGAAAAUUAUUAUUAUUAUUGUUAUUAUUCUUAGGGUAAUCAAAUUAUGCCGUUUUUUUAAAGUAACAAUAGUGACGCGAAAUUCAAAUAAUCGUCCGAAGGUGAAUUAGAUGACUAAAUUUCAUAGACUCAAAGAUAUUUAGCAGAAGUCACUUUAAAAAAAGCAUAAUUAGUAAAAAAAUCAAUCAUUUUAAUGAUGAAUUAGAAAUAAAUUUUUCUAAUUUAGGCUAUCGAGGGAACUUACAUCGACAAGAAGUGCCCCUGGACCGGAAAUGUCUCUAUUCGCGGUCUUGUCCUCACCGGAGUCGUUCUCAAGAACAAAAUGACUCGAACUGUUGUCGUCCGAAGAGAUUACUUGCACUACAUCAAGAAGUACAGACGUUAUGAGAAGAGACAUAAGAACGUGCCGGCUCACUGCUCGCCUGCUUUCCGGUAUGUUCUUUUUUUAGUAUCAUUUCUCAUGCAUUUUUCCUUCUCACAAGCAAAUUUUUUAUUCGAAAUUUGCCUAUGGGUUUAAUACUAACUAAUCAAAAAUGAUUCUUCUGAAUUAAUUGUUUUUUUUUAAUCAUUCGAGCUCAUCCCUGAGCGUUUAGAUUAUGAAGCAAUAUACGAAAAUCGAGUUUUUUUAAUGGGUACUUACGGGAUCCAAUUUUUUUUUCGUUUUGUUUAUGGCGAUUAGAGUAAGAUUAGAUUUUGGUGGAAAAAAGGUUAAUUUUUAAUGGCGUGUUCGAAGUUGUUUCCGCGAAAUUAAAAAAAAUAUUAUUGACUCCAAAAUUUCGUUAUCUUUCUUACUCUCUGACGGCUAUUUUGAAUUUCGCGGAAUCAAUUAGAACAUGGCAUAAAUUUUGAGCUUUUUGUUUGCCCUCAUUGCGUUGCAAAUAUAGGAGGUAGUGUUCACAGUAAUUUUGGAGGUCUCAAAAUUAACGGAAUUUUGAUUCAAGAUGUUUUUUUUUUUUGCAAGUUUGAGAUUAUUAGAACUUUGAUUCCUACAAAUUUUACAGCUUCUCUUUUAAGACCGGAACUCCGAAUUUCGUGUGAAAAUAGUCAGAAGAAAAAAAACGUCACAUAUAAUCGCUGAAAUCAUUUUAAACACGACAAAAGCGUAAAGAAUAUGCUCUAAACUUCCAAAGCCGAACAUCCAUAGGCUUGGGAGGAUAAUUUUCAAUAAGAUUUCCUAAAAUAUUCAGUUCCUUACAACGUAAUUUCUUUAUUUAAAUUAUUUCAGUGAUAUCGCUCCCGGAGAUUUGGUUACCAUCGGAGAAUGCCGACCAAUCUCGAAGACUGUGCGUUUCAACGUCCUGAAGGUCAACAAAUCUGGAUCGGCGAAGAAAGGCUUCAGCAAGUUUUAA
This is a messenger RNA of Caenorhabditis auriculariae, 1884 nucleotides long. NCBI's taxonomy places the organism in Eukaryota, Metazoa, Nematoda, Chromadorea, Rhabditida, Rhabditidae. The record is from the annotation of a GenBank genome assembly.